GGCCGCUAGCUCGCCGAAGUCCACAGGGUCGUCUUCGUCGUUCGUCCCCUUGCUUCACGCGCACACCAAGAAAAGGAAAAAAAAAAUUAGGCGGUGAGGCUCCUCCACUCAGUCACUCAGCCAAGCACUGAACUGAAGUGAAGCAGGGCGAGGAGGAAAGGCCAUGGCGGCCAUGGGGCUUCCCGAGCUGGCGCUGCGGCUCUGCGUGGUGCCGCUCGCAGUGGCCUCGCUCUGGGAGAUGGCCACCAACAGGCAGGCCGACGACACCUACGGGGAGGUCAGGUUCUCCGACCUCUCCGGCUUCACCUAUUUGGUCGGCAUCAACGCCGUCACAGCUGCCUACGCCGUAGCCUCCAUCUUGCUGUCGCCCUUCAAGUCCUUCGCGCAGUACGAUUGGCUGGUUCUUGUCCUGGAUCAGGCGUCGGCGUACCUGCUGGUGACGUCGGCCUCGGCGGCGGCGGAGGUGCUGCAGCUGGCUCGCCACGGCGACCGGGACGUGUCGUGGGGCGAGGUGUGCUCCUACUUCGGCCGGUUCUGCGGCAGGGCCACGGUGUCCCUGGCGCUGCACGCCGCCGCGCUCGCCUGCUUCGUCGCGCUCUCCCUCGUCUCCGCCUACCGGGUCUUCAGCAGGUGUCAUCCCCCCGGCGUCGUCUCCGCCGCCGACGGCUCCGAGCCUGAGCCCAAGCAUGCGCAGGAGCAAGGGAAGUAGACAGACAGGUGGUGCCGGUAGCCCAACAGGCUAGCUGAUGGGUCUUGACCCCAAGUUAAAUCUGUUAAGUGUGUUGAUGCUGAUGAUCUGAUUGCCAGAGGCACUGCUGGAUGCAGCAAUCUGUGCUGUGCUGUGCUGUUCUACUAAAGCGAUCGAUCGAGUGUGAGAGCCAGUAAUAAGUAAGCCGUGCCUGUGCUGCUGUGUGAUAACCUGAAGAUGCCAUGGACUGAUGCCCA
Molecule: messenger RNA, 945 nt
Organism: Panicum hallii
Lineage: Eukaryota; Viridiplantae; Streptophyta; Magnoliopsida; Poales; Poaceae
Product: CASP-like protein 2D1
Exons: 3
Coding region: 164-709 (181 amino acids)
Source: RefSeq, a predicted model, not a curated record